AUGUCUGCUAGUUUAAAUUCUGAUGCCAAAUCAGAGUUGCAUAGAAAUGUUGCUGAUUUUAAACCUAGUGUUUGGGGUGAUUAUUUCGUUCAAUAUGCUUCAGAAUCUAAGGAAUUUGAUCAAAAUAUUGUGGCACAAAUUGAAACACGAAAAAAUGAUGUUAGGAACAUACUUGUCUCAAAGAAUGAGAAGCCCUUGGCAAAAGUUCAGUUGAUUGAUUCAAUAACUCGAUUAGGUCUAAGCUAUUAUUUUGAAGAUGAGAUUGAAGAGGUUUUACAACAUGUUUACAAUGAUUAUGUUGAAAAUGGAGAAAUAACUAAUUUUGAAGACAACUUGUGCUCUCUUGCUGUGCUAUUUAGGUUGUUGAGGCAACAAGGACUUUACGUUUCACAAAAUGUAUUCAACAAAUUCAAGGAUGAGAAAGGAAAUUUUAGUGAAAGACUACUUAGUAGUGAUGUCGAAGGGAUGUUAAGUUUGUAUGAAGCCACACAUAUCAUGGUUCAUGGAGAGGACAUUUUGGAAGAGGCAUUGGCUUUCACUACCACUCACCUUGAAUCUAUUGUCAACCAAUUAAGCUAUUCUUAUGCAAUACAAGUUAAGCAUAGCUUAAGGCAGACUCUCCAUAAGAAUUUACCUAGACUUGAGGCACGAAACUACAUUUCCAUAUACGAGCACGAUCCUUCACAUGAUAAAAACUUACUAAUUUUGGCAAAACUAGAUUUCAACAUGCUCCAAAGCCUAUAUCAAAAGGAAUUUGGUAACCUUUGCAAAUGGUGGAAGGAGUUGGAUGUGCCUAAUAAAUUACCGUAUGCACGAGAUAGGAUAGUGGAAUGUUGCUUUUGGGGUUUGGGUGUAUAUUUUGAGCCCCAAUAUUCUCAAGCAAGAAAAAUGGUGACCAAAUUUUUCGUCAUUGCAACAUUAAUUGAUGAUACCUAUGAUGCAUAUGGAACUAUUGAUGAAUUAGAACUUUUUACUAUGGCAAUUGAAAGGUGGGAUAAUAGUUGUUUGGAUAGUCUUCCCGAUUAUAUGAAGUUUCUUUAUAGAACAAUAUUAGAUCUUUACGAAGAAAUUGAGGAGGAUAUGAAAAACGAAGGAAGAGUAUAUAUCUCAAACUACUACAAAAAAGAAUUCAUAAAAUACAUUCAAGGUAUGAUGACUGAAGCUAGAUGGUUAACUAAUAACUAUAAACCAACACCAGAAGAGUACAUUUGUGUUUCGAGGGAGGCAUCUGGUUAUGUACUGCUUAAUAUAACUUGUUACAUUGGUAUGGGAGACUCAGCAAUAGAGGACAUCUUCAAAUGGGUAUCAAAUUGGCCAAAAAUUGUAACUGCUGCAAAUGUCCUUUGCAGGAUAAAGGAUGACAUUGUGACCAGUGAGUUUGAACAGAAAAGAGGACAUAAUUCGUCAUUCGUAGAAUGCUAUAUGAGACAAUACGAAAUAUCUAGACAAGCUGCCAUUGAAGAAGGACAGAGGAGAAUUGUUGAUGCUUGGAAAGAUAUGAAUGAAGAAUGUCUUAGGCCAACUAAAGUUCCAAUGCCUUUUCUGACGCGUAUUCUAAACAUCUGUCGUGUUAUGGAAGUGAUUUACAAAGAUAAAGAUAACUUCACAAACACUGAAGGAGAAUUAAAGACAUUUAUUAAAGCUUUACUUGUUGAUCCAAUACAAAUUUGA
Messenger RNA from Trifolium pratense (red clover), 1671 nucleotides. Its product is annotated as probable terpene synthase 2. The transcript has 7 exons. NCBI's taxonomy places the organism in Eukaryota, Viridiplantae, Streptophyta, Magnoliopsida, Fabales, Fabaceae. Gene Ontology annotation, biological process: diterpenoid biosynthetic process. The coding region runs from base 1 to 1671 and encodes 556 amino acids. The record is from RefSeq and is a predicted model, not a curated record. Gene Ontology annotation, molecular function: terpene synthase activity; magnesium ion binding.